AAUGGAAUAAUCAAAUCAGACAAGGUAUUUGAAGUAAUGUUGGCUACAGACCGAUGCCACUAUGCAAAGUACAACCCUUAUAUGGAUUCUCCUCAGUCUAUAGGUUUCCAAGCAACAAUCAGUGCUCCACAUAUGCAUGCAUAUGCUCUUGAACUUCUGUCUGAUCAGUUACAUGAAGGAGCCAAAGCACUUGAUGUAGGAUCUGGAAGUGGAAUCCUUACGGCAUGCUUUUCACGAAUGGUUGGUCCCAAAGGACAAGUUGUAGGAAUUGACCAUAUCAAAGAACUAGUGGAUGACUCAAUAAAUAAUGUCAAAAAAGAUGAUCCUACAUUGCUGUCUUCAGGAAGAGUGAAACUGAUCGUGGGAGAUGGAAGAAUGGGGUAUGCAGAAGAAGCUCCCUAUGAUGCGAUACAUGUAGGAGCUGCAGCACCAGUUGUGCCCCAAGCACUUAUAGAUCAGUUAAAACCUGGCGGAAGAUUGAUACUACCAGUCGGUCCUGCAGGAGGAAACCAGAUGCUUGAACAAUAUGACAAACUAGAAGAUGGCAGUGUCAAAAUGAAGCCUCUGAUGGGAGUGAUAUAUGUGCCUUUAACAGAUAAAGAGAAGCAGUGGUCCAGGUGGAAGUGAUUUUCUGUUCCACUUACUCCUUCCACACACACGCAAGGGAUGAAUUGUAAAAGCUACAUCAUCUUGACCCAAACAUAGUGUUACAGUGGACUGCUCAUCUCCAGUUCUAAAAGCUUUUUGAAAACCAACAGCAUUGCAGCUUGUUUUGGACUUUGUUAUACUGUUGUUAUCAGCAUGGAAAAGCGUGGUGUUUGUUUUAUUUUUAUUAUUUUUUUUAGAUGCUCAAGGCAAAUCUGAAAAAAAAAAGGUGGAAAGUUUUGUGGGCACUGUUUCAUUUAACAUGCCUUUAUUUUACUUUAAUCUGUUCAAAGAAAUGAAUUUCUGCAAAACCGCAGAUAAAGACCUAUAGCUUGUGAACACUAAUUUUGAUGGGGGUACUUGAACACUCCUCUCAAACUCCCAUGUCCCUUGGUAAAACUGCUUCUGUGCACCUUAUGACACUACGUAAGUAAUAUCAGGUUUUAUGUGUUCAGAUGUCUGCUAGAUGCUACUAAAAGGAGAUGAACUUCCUUUUUCAAGCUUUUGACAUGAUGUCAUAGACUAGCAUGUAGUAGAUACAAUCAGCUGCUUUAUUACCUUUAAACCAGGCAUUUGUAUAUAUUAAAGAUAUCAGAGGUGGCCGCUGUUAUUAAACUGUGCUGUUCAAGUUGGACAUAACGAACAUGGUUUUCCCUUUUCCUUCCAAAACAAUUAUCAGAGUGUUGAAACUCUGUGUUGUUUUAUAACUCACUGCUGAUACGAUACAUGUGGAUUUAACUCCAUAAAUAUAAUAUAAGCUAUGUCCCAAUCACUGAACAGUUUAUGCAGUACUGCUUUGCCAAAUAAAGUGAAAAGCAAAAAGAGGUCCUGUGUUUGCUGUGUGGAGGAUUAGGAUCACCAUGAGGU
Molecule: messenger RNA, 1512 nt
Organism: Tinamus guttatus (white-throated tinamou)
Lineage: Eukaryota; Metazoa; Chordata; Aves; Tinamiformes; Tinamidae
Source: RefSeq, a predicted model, not a curated record